AUGGGGGUCACCAAGCAUGGAAAAGUGGCAGUUCUGACCAACUACCGUGAGGACUCGACCAGCGCAGCCAUCGGAGCCUACAGUCGCGGCGUCAUCGUCAACAGCUGGUUGAUCGGGUCCACUGACAAGUCUGAGGAUACAAGGGAGUUUGUACAAGGCAUCGUGGCUAGCCCAGAAGCAAAGCAGGUUGGGGGUUUCAGUCUAGUGUGUGGACAUAUCAAUGAGCCCUUGGCCAUUGUCUCCAACCGUUCCGCAGACAUGGAUCAGAUCACCUGGGUGGCAACGGAGAAGAACCAGACACGGGGACUCAGCAAUACAAGUUUUGAUGACAGAACCUGGCCAAAGAUCAUUGAUGGAGAGCAGUUGAUGGAGGCUGCUAUUGAUGAGCAUGUGCAAAAGGGAGAUAGGGAGGACGAGGAUGCAUUAAUUGAUCGUCUGCUCCAGGUCCUCAACACCGAUACCCUGCCACGCCUGUCAGAGGAGAAUGCCACAAUUGAGACCUACAUCCACCAUCUGCGCAAGAGCAUCUUCAUCCCUCUCAUCGGUGCUGCAAAUGAUCGUGAUCGAGCUGCAGAGAGAACAGCUGCAGCUCGGGUAGAGGAUGAAAUGAAUACACCAGCAAAUGGUCCCCCUGACCAGAGUUAUACCUGUGGAUCAUACGGGACACAGAAACAAACUAUUCUCCUUGCACGACCGGAUGGACGGGUGCGAUACUUUGAAAGAACGUUGUAUGACAAUGAUGCCAAGGUUGUACCGGUCGGGCAGGGUGAUCAUUCAUUUGAAUUCAACAUCACAGAGUAG
Molecule: messenger RNA, 801 nt
Organism: Penicillium griseofulvum
Lineage: Eukaryota; Fungi; Ascomycota; Eurotiomycetes; Eurotiales; Aspergillaceae
Product: NRDE family protein
Exons: 1
Coding region: 1-801 (266 amino acids)
Biological process (GO): Golgi organization; protein secretion
Cellular component (GO): Golgi apparatus
Source: RefSeq, a predicted model, not a curated record